Messenger RNA from Solanum stenotomum, 840 nucleotides. RefSeq lists its product as uncharacterized. The transcript is spliced from 5 exons. The coding region runs from base 1 to 840 and encodes 279 amino acids. The record is from RefSeq and is a predicted model, not a curated record. NCBI's taxonomy places the organism in Eukaryota, Viridiplantae, Streptophyta, Magnoliopsida, Solanales, Solanaceae. Gene Ontology annotation, molecular function: zinc ion binding; nucleic acid binding.
AUGACAAACAUGAAAAUGUGGCCCAAGAGCACAAUACCAUCCAUUGAGCCACCUGAAAUCACUCAUAUGCCAGGAAGACCAAGGAAAAAAAGGUCAAAAGAUAGUGAUGAACCUAGUAAGAAGAAGUUUGGAAAGGCUACAAGGAAGUGGAGAAAAACGAAAUGUUCUUUGUGCAGAAAUUUUGGACAUAACAAGAAAGAAUGUCCAAUUGCUAAAAAUGGCUAUACUACUGGAAUUGCAAGAACUGCUACAGGUGGAAGUGGUGCUGCAACUACUUCAGUAGCUUCUACAGGUGUAACUGGUAGAGCUACUAGUGAAAGUGGUGCAACUACUGGUGGAAAUGGUGGUGCAACUAUUUCAGCAGCUUCUACAGGUGUAACUACUAGUGGAAAUGGUGGUGCAACUACUAACAGACCAGCCACUACUUUAGCAACUUCUGGAGGUGCAACUAGUGCUGCAACAACUACUGGUGGACGUGCUGCAAAUAUUUCUGUAAAUUUUGCAAGUGUUGCUCAACAAACAAGUCAAUUUAGUACUCAACAAUCAACUACUAGUGCUAGUGGCUCAAAGAAGAGUAGCAAAGUUAAAAAAGAAAAGCCAAGAACAACUGGUUUUGGUGUGCUAUUUGGAGCAAAUGGUAGUGUGAUUGAGAGGUUUGGAACUACUGAUAGAGUGUUACAUUGUGCACCAUUGAAGAGUUCAGUGCCUACCAAUAUCGAUCUUGGUUACAAACCCAAUGGACUAAGGUGGAAGGGUGGAGCUGCAGUUACUCAAAGACAGCUACAAGAACAAAGUUACAAGCGAGCCACUCAGUCUACACCAAGCACUCAAGACACAUAA